Molecule: messenger RNA, 1806 nt
Organism: Pleuronectes platessa (European plaice)
Lineage: Eukaryota; Metazoa; Chordata; Actinopteri; Pleuronectiformes; Pleuronectidae
Gene: kcnc2
Product: potassium voltage-gated channel, Shaw-related subfamily, member 2
Exons: 5
Coding region: 1-1806 (601 amino acids)
Biological process (GO): potassium ion transmembrane transport; protein homooligomerization
Cellular component (GO): axon; neuronal cell body membrane; dendrite membrane
Molecular function (GO): delayed rectifier potassium channel activity; protein binding
Source: RefSeq, a predicted model, not a curated record
AUGGGCAAGUUUGACGACAACGAGAGGAUAAUCCUCAACGUCGGGGGCACCAGGCACGAGACCUACAAGACCACCCUGAAGACCCUGCCGGGGACGCGACUGGCGCUGCUCGCCUCCGACUCGGACCUCGACUCCGUGCUGGACCAGCUGCAACAAGUCCCCGGCUUCAUCGAGUACAACGCGCGGACCAACGAGUACUUCUUCGACCGCCACCCGGGCGUGUUCGCCUACGUGCUCAACUACUACCGCACCGGGAAGCUCCACUGCCCGGCGGAUGUGUGCGGACCGCUGUUCGAGGAGGAGCUCUCCUUCUGGGGCAUCGAUGAGACGGACGUGGAGCCCUGCUGCUGGAUGACCUACCGGCAGCACCGGGACGCGGAGGAGGCGCUGGACGUGUUCGAGCUCAACUGUGACAACGGGGACGAGGACGACGAUAUAGGAAAGAGGCUCGGCAUUGACGAGGUGGAUGCCGACGGUAACGUCAACCUGUGGAGGAAGUGGCAGCCGGUGAUCUGGAAUCUAUUCGAGGAUCCCUACUCCUCCAGGGCGGCGAGGUUUAUUGCCUUUGCAUCUUUGUUCUUCAUCCUGGUCUCCAUCACCACAUUCUGCCUGGAGACGCAUGAAGCUUUCAACACCAUAAUCAACAAAACGGAUCUGAUGCGGAACAGCAGUGGGCCGGACUUGGGCCCUCAGUACGAGAUUGAAACAGAUCCUGCGCUCACCUAUGUGGAGGGUGUCUGCGUCUUUUGGUUCACAAUUGAGUUCCUGGUGCGUGUGACAUUCUGCCCGGUCAAGUUGGAGUUUGUUAAAAGCGUCCUCAACAUCAUUGACUUUGUGGCCAUCCUGCCUUUCUACCUAGAGGUAGGGCUGAGUGGCCUUUCUUCAAAGGCCGCCAAGGAUGUGUUGGGUUUCCUCAGGGUGGUGCGCUUUGUUCGUAUCCUGCGUAUCUUCAAGCUCACACGUCAUUUUGUGGGGCUAAGGGUGUUGGGCCACACUUUACGUGCCAGCACCAAUGAAUUCUUGCUACUCAUUAUCUUCCUGGCAUUGGGAGUGUUAAUUUUUGCCACCAUGAUUUACUAUGCUGAACGAAUCGGCGCCAAGCCCAACGACCCCACUGCUAGCAACCACACCAAGUUCAAGAACAUCCCCAUUGGCUUCUGGUGGGCUGUGGUGACUAUGACUACACUGGGAUAUGGCGACAUGUAUCCAGAGACCUGGUCAGGCAUGGUGGUGGGGGCAUUAUGUGCUUUGGCUGGCGUGCUGACGAUAGCCAUGCCUGUGCCGGUUAUCGUCAAUAACUUUGGGAUGUACUACUCUUUGGCCAUGGCCAAGCAGAAGCUCCCCAAAAAGAGAAAGAAACACAUCCCUCAGGCAGUGCAGGGGGGGUCCCCCAGCUACUGCAAAGCUGAUCUCAACACCACCUGCAACAGCACUCAAGGUGACCUGUGCCACGUCAAAGGGAGCAGGGUACUAGAACCCUCAGUUCUGUCGGCAGACUGCAGCAGUGACCUGACCAUGUCUCCAGAGGAGAGUGUCCCCAUGCGAAGGUCGAGCACCAGGGAACAGGACCAUCGGGGCGGGGGAACUUGCUUCCUGCUCUCUGCUAGUGACUACACCUGCCCUGCAGACGGAGCAAUGAGAAAAACAGGUAACUGUACAUGCUAUGAGAAAUCCCGGAGUUUAAACAACAUAGCGGGCAUGACUGGCAUGGCUGGUAACACCCUGAGGUUGUCUCCUGUGACCUCGCCCUACGGAUCGCCCUGCCCUCUGCGCCGCUCUCGCUCCCCUAUCCCCUCCAUCCUGUGA